AGCCGCCGCCGCUGCCCUGCGAGCUCUGCUUAACAGUGUUGUGGGGAUUCAAACAGGAAGUCGUUGGUUUUAACAUACAUAGCAUCGAACAAAAAAACAGCGAAGCUCGUCUAGGUGUUUAUGAAGCCGCGACAGUAAGCGGGCAGAACAAAACAGUCGACUUUUUGUUUUAAAUUGGCGCGCCUGGUUGUAUCGCGAGAUUUCGAGGGCGACGUGAAGUCAGGCCACUUCCACGGGAACACAAAUGUACCAGUUUAGCUUAAGCUAACGGUCGAAUCGGCAAAAUUACAACCACAAACGUAGCGUUAACCGUUUACUUGGUAUUUGUAAUUAACUAAACAAUAUGUUCUUAGGUCGCUGGCUUAUAUGUAAUUCCAUGUUUUGCUCUAAAUGUUAGUUCCGUUAGCCGCUAGCUAGUCAUCCUUAGCUAGCUAUUCUUUCAAACCUAGCCUCGUGUGCAUCCAGAUGUAAAUGGCUGCGAAGCAGAAGACGAGCUGGACACUGACAGGCGCUGUGGUUGCCGGUGUCAUUGCUCUGUAUGUGCCCUGCGUGCAAAGAACGGUCCCCGGCGGAGAUUCAGCCAAUCGCGUGACGCCUUGUUGACGCUGCAGUGGCGCUGUCCGUGGUGCUGCAAGCGCAAGGACAGGAGAGCUGAUCACCACUGCUUGUGAGCUGGGGGUCGCCCACCCUCCCGGGUACCCCCUCUUCACCCUGCUAGCUCGCCUGGCUAUACGUCUUCUGCCCUCGCAUUCUCCCGCCCACAGUGUGAACCUGCUGAGCUGCCUGCUGGGGGCUGCAGCUUGUGGAGCCCUCUGUAUUACCGUGUGCAGGUUAGCAGGUCCGGGUCCUGGAGCGGUAUUGGCUGGGGGACUGUUUGCUGUGUCUAGAGUCAGCUGGCAGUGGUCUAUGGUGGCAGAGGUGUUCACGCUCAACAACCUUUUCGUUGGUCUGCUCUUCUACUUGACCAGCAGCUUCCAUUGUGCUGAAAACGCCUUACAAAGAAGGAAGAUUGCACAUUGGGGGGCGCUAUGCUGUGGCUUGGGUCUCUGUAAUCAACACACAUUGGUGCUGUAUGUGUUGGUCAUCGCUCCCUGGGUCCUUUACCAACUCUGCUGUCACAAGGAGCUGUCUCUUCAUCGCUUCGUGUCACUUGGGGGGUGUUUCCUUGCUGGCUUUCUGCCGUACGUCUACCUGCCCGUCUCCUCCUACCUCAACACAGCGCGCUGGAGCUGGGGGGAUCAGACCACCCUGCCUGGUCUGCUGACCCACCUGCUGAGAGCUGAAUACGGCACUUUCAGUCUGGCAAAGACAGAGAGUUCUGCAAACUUGACGUCAAUGCUACAGGCACAGAUCCACCACUGCCUCGCAGAUCUUUCCUUCCCGGCUCUGGUCCUCGCAGGAACUGGCCUGCUGCUUUCCUCGUUGGACAGGACAUGUCGCUCAGUGUCGUGGCUGCUGGUGACCAUGCUGGUGGUCUACUCUGUGUUCUUUGCUUGGAGAGCAAACCUAGACAUCAGCAAGCCUCUUCUGCUCGGAGUGGUUGAGCGUUUCUGGCUCCAGAGUGAUGCUGCAGUGUGUGUGCUGGCAGGCCUUGGCUUGAGCUGGAUGCACACCGAGCUGGAGAGGAGGCUGGGCUACGGGGGGCUGUGGAAGACCACAGGCUGGGUCCUCACCGUGGUUCUGCUGGCGCAUAUGCUGCACACCAAUCACAGGGAGUGUGAUCAAAGCGGUAACGGCGUGGUGGAGAGAUUUGGCAGGGAGCUUCUGGCCUCUGUUCCAAAAGGCUCCGUCGUCCUGACUAGAGGAGAUCUGCCUGGAAACUCUCUGCGCUACUUGUACUACUGCCAGGAUGUACGGCCCGAUGUGCACCUGGUGGACCAGGAGAUGAUGACAUAUACUUGGUAUGUGGCCAAGCUGGCGAAACACCACCCUGGGGUCCACUUUCCUGGCCGAUGGUGGGACCCCGUUCACCCUGAGGGGGAGGACACCUUCAGUCUGGAGCAGUUCCUGUUCCACAACGCCGAGAAGGAUGUCGUCGCCUGCAUCGGGCUGCCCGAUGGAGAUUUAAGCUGGAAACACAGCUUCAGUCGCUGGCCUCUGGGUGUGUGUGACUACCUGGUGCCAAUUCAGAGGCAAUUUCACCCUGAAGAGUGGGCUCGUCUCACCCGCGACAUCUACAAUUGGAGUGAACCACAUAACAGUUUCCAUCCUGCAUCCUGGGAGCGUGUUGCUAAUGAAGAAAUGUGGCAAGCCAGGAUGAAGACAGCUUUCUUUCUGUUUGACCUGGCAGAAAUGAUGCAGGGAGAGGGGAGAGCGCGCCUCUUUGAGCUUUCUUACAUUCUGUAUAAGGAGAUUGUGGAGGCCCACUCAGACUACCCUCCAAACUGGGACAAGAACUUGGCCCUGGCCUGUGAGAGACUCCUCCGCUCGGGUCACCAGGGCUACGGACCAGACAGCCUGCUGACCUGCAGCAUCCAGCACUUCACACUCUACUUGGAGAAGGAGGCCGCCGACUCCCAGGCGCCCGCCAUACGCUACGCCAUCGCUCACCUGCUCAAAGAGAGAGACCGGCUGCGUCAGAGUGACGGGCGAACCCCGUAGAAUGAUCCAGAGAGACAUGCACGGCGCUGACUCCGGGAAGGCGUGGCGCCCCCUGUGGUCCCGGUGCUGCUCCAGCAGCUGACCCGAGCCUCAGUGGCGCUGGGCUGUCUUUACCAGCCUGCGUCCUACACAAAGCCUGCACUGAGCAGGACUGUGCCAAGCCUUCUUUAAGGGUCAAACCUUGACUUCACCAGACUCCGAGUGUCUCCUACUCACAUCUCUUCUCAGACUUUAGCGUGCUGAUCGUUUUUCCUCAGCUUCAGCCACUGCUCCUCUUCUGUUUCUCCCACAUUAGGACGGCCAGGCCAAGCUCGAGGGAAACCCAAUUUCAGGACAGAAAUGGAGGAUUAGCGCAGCUGUUUAAUCUAGGGCAAACUUGUGCUUGGCCAUACCCUUCUGCCCUCCCACCUACCCCCUACACAUCCAUCAGUCCAUCUUAGAUGGUCCUUUAAAAUGUUUAAAACUAAUGGAUUUGAUGAGUGUUUUUCUCUCUUCCUUACUAAACGGAAGGCUAUAAUCCCUCAUGGAUUUAAAUGAAAUGUGAAAUGUCACAAUGCCAGGAAGCCUUUUAGAGGUGCUUUUGUGUGUGUACAUGUAUGUGUGUGUGAACAUGCGUAAAUCUCCACCAAGCCCUUUCCCAGUCACAGCCUCGUAUAAAUACAGUCCAUAAACAGAUCGGCACAUGCUGAAAAGCAAAGGGAUUUGAUCAGAGAAGCACAAAUGCAUUUGAACUCCAGGGACACAAGACGUUCACCUCCACCACCAGAAGACGUGACUGUGGCGUGUUCUCCGGAGCCGACACCUCAGUCCACGCCAUACUGUAUGUGAGCACCAGGCUGGUGUCAAUGAGCCUGGUGCUGUGAGGUUUGUGACGCAGAGGUCAAAGCAGAAGCUUUGUCGCUGCGCUGUCGACAGAACCGAAGGACAUGAAGUGCGUGUGUUGUUUCAUUCUGGCGUCUCUGUUCACAGGGUGAGAGGCUGUCGGUGGCUGGACGGUUCUGACCUGCUGUGAAACAGAUGCUUGGAGAAAUCUGUGUUUUCUUCAGGUUCAAACAUUUAAAUAAAAACUCAUUUAAAUACGUAUUUUUGAGCCCAAUUAUAAAAUAUUGAUCAUAUUCGCCGACUCGAUGUUUAAAUUAAAUGAAUAAUUUGUGAAUUUUAGGAACAUUAUUCGUGUAUUUUGAUGUUUACAUCAGUCACCUGCCACCCCAAGCCUGAUCCCCUCCUGUCAGUUUUACUUUACUUUCUUCCUGUCCUCCCCUUUGUCAUCCCUGUCUUGUCUCCCACCUUUUCUGCCUCUCAUCCCCUCUCACCCUGUGUUUUCCUAACCCCUCUGUUCCUCUCCUUUCCCCUGUCGCUGAGAGUCAGUUGCCCACCCUAAAUCAGCAAGCUGCCGAGGAUUGUGGGAACCCAUGGAAUCGCCGUGACCAGGGAUGCAGGCAGGGAGCCACGGCAACGCAGGAAUGUGGGGCGUCUGAGGAGAUAAGAGCUGUGAGCCCAGCCAGGCAGAGGGGAGGGAUGCUGCGAGAGAGGCGCGAUGGAGGGAGGGGGGGCGCGAGGCGGCGCGAGGAGGGUGAGACGGAAACGGGGAGAACAGCAAGUCUGUGAAUGGAGAGACAGAAAAACAACACCAUAAACAGCCCAGAAAGCGAGACAGAGGAAGAGGGGCGGGGGACUUAGGGGGCACACACUGGAGAUGGGAAGCCAGCCUUAUUCCUCUUUGCAUUUCAUUUACAUCCCUGGCCGUAUCGACCAAUCGGAUUGGGAGCAAAGCCCAGGGCUUAGGAGGGGAAUAAAAAGACAAAAUGCCUUUGCUGCUCUCAUCCCUCACUGAUAAUACCCCUUCUGUUUUUCUUUUCUCUUCUCCUCCCGUCUAUAAGUAGAUACUGUCCGAAAUGCCAGUGGAAAAGCGACACCUCCGCUUGCUGUGUAUCUCAGAUAGACUGAGCGGGAGCAGUGGCUGAAAAGACAGCUUUAGCAGCUGGGCCUAUCUGCUCUCCUCUCUCUGGCUGGAUGGAAGCUCGCAGUGGAGGGAGGCGGAGGGCCGGGGUGUGUUGGUUAGUCUUUGGGAAGAGAAUAGAGGGUGUGAGAGGCAUGAUAUACUGAGCUGGCCACAGAUUUUGCAGAAUCUUCCACUCUGAAAAACUUUGCCUGCAGAUCCCUUUCUUAAGCAUGAGAAACCUAUUUCAGGGAUGUUUAGCAGGUGCCGCCCGUUUUUGUGAAGGUCGUCGGUGCCUUCUACCGAAGUACCUUACAUUCUUUAGGUGGGGAUUAUUGGCAUUCCAUCGUUCCAGGUUUAUCUGAAAGCACUUCAUACUGAGGGUGUGUAACAGUACAUUUAAGUCAUUGUUAUUUUGGUCUAAAUUAAAUAUUUUCCCAUGAACUCAUUAUUGUGUAUUGGAUGGAAUUAGGCCCAUUAGCGUCAGUCUGUGUUGACACGACGCUGUGAGUGACUUGUCUCAAGUUUUUGUUUGCUGUCACUCUUGAUGUGUGUGUUUCUCUGUGUGUGGCAGUCGGCCGUUUGUAUAUUUCCUCUGCUUGCGGCUUGCAGUUUAUUUGUACAGGUGUUUGCAUUUGGGUUGGACUGUCUCAGCUUUUCUUUCCCGGUGUUUGCUAAUGAGUUUCAUGUGUUUAAAAGGCUGAGCUCACGUUUGGGUGUAGGCCGCGCGCUUUAAUGCACCCAGAACGCGAGGGUGGGACCUGUACCUGCCUCCACCAGACGCCUGAGACCACGUGCAGACCACCUCCACCCUCGGAGCCCUCUGACUUCCCCCGGUCGGCCCAGCGUCGGCCCUGCAGUAAAACAAAGCACACAAUAGCAGCAGGUAUGUGAGGGAUUAGAGGACAGAGGCUUGAGGAAUGUGACGUCUCUGUUUACAGAUUCAGUCUUCAAAUGCUCGGUAGUGUCUCCCCUCAUGUUAAGAGGUGGUGUAAUUGCCAUUGAAACUGUAAAAAGCCCUGCCCUGGUAUGCACAUUGGUGAUGCGUAUGGUCCCAUCAGUUAUCAUACGUUUGAACGCUUCAGCAUGUGUGCACACGGAGGUAAAGUUAGUUUUAAUCUGUAAACAUGAAAUAACUUUGAGUUCUUCAGAGCAGGCUGAAUAUUAUCCCCAAGUUCCCUUUGUUAUCUUGUGUACACACAUUUGUUUAUUUGAUACAGCCCCUCUCCACUACAGCUCUCGUGUAUAUCAAAGACAGCAGUGCAGAGCGUAAUUGAAAAUGGCUACCGUGGAGAAAGGUCUCUCUCUGCUUUGACUGCGAAGAGGCAGAAAAAAGCCCCAUUCUCCGCUCUCUCCUUAGAUCUAUUUAAAUAAUUGAGGAGUAAACUGACAAAUUAGGCACCUUUAUGGACGCCCCUGGGCUUUCUCUGGGGUCCUUCAGUUUCUGCAGCACAAGAAAGCGCCACCAGGCACAGGAUAAUAUCGCUGUGUGCUUCAGGAGGGACGGGGGGUGGGGAGGGAAGGAGGGUAGUGGGCCAGGAGGGGUUUCGCCAAUCAAGUGGGCCACACUUCCUCCCCCAGGUUCUAAUUUUGUGCCACAUUAAAGAGCUCGGCCUCCAUUUAGGACACAGAGAAGCAUUUUCAUAAUUUGCCGGGUCUCUCGACUAGCUCAGGGUGCCGUUUUCCCCUCUCUCCUCCUUCUCCCGCUCUGUGUCUGAAUGGAGGGCCCGGGGAGGAUGAGGGCUAAUUCAUUCGCCUCCUUUCAACCAACCAGCGUCGGUUUUGCAUAAUGUUGCUGCUAGGUGUGAAUAGCAGCCGAUAUUUUCAGCAACACUUUAAUAAUUCUCCAUUAGACCUUUUAUAAGUGGUGCUCGUUGCAGCUCGUUCGCAGGCCUCUGCUGAGCAUUGUGCUGGGUUCGAUCCAGACCAUGGGUUCGUGUGUUGAUAGAAAUCUGCUCCCGCAUGCGCCCAGACCAUAAGCGAGGUUAAAGUUGUUCCGUUUCUUCUUUGUGACACCAUCCAUUCAUGCAGCGUGGCAUGCGUAAGCAUUGAUUCAUAUGUGAUUGGUCACAUAAUUCACAGUCUCAGGGGGCAUUUCAUCGCUGACAGACAGGCUAAUCUAAAAUCCCCCAAUUUACAAAUGAAAAUCCCACCAUCCAAUUGAGCUAAUAGAGGGACUUGAAUGGGAUAAUAAGAUGUGGUGUAAUACUGUGUAAAAAGCCUGUAAUGUUGUGUUGGUGUAAGAGCCUGUGUGACUGGAUGUUUGACUGUUUGCAGUGAUUACAGGGGCCUGCGGGCCUGGCGGCGGCUCCGUGGCUGGGACAGGGAGCUUCUCCUUGGGCAAGGAGAUACGCCUGUCUGCCCCUUCUGCUGGAGCUCCGGGGAGCAGGAUGUCAGGCGGGAGACUCGCUCUCUCUCUCUCUCUCUCUCUGUCUCUCUCCUUCGCUCGCUCGCACUCUCUUCGUUCCCUCCUGUCUCUUCCUCGCGUUCCUGGUCUCGCUGUGUCUGUACUAUUGCAGCGCUUGCAGAUGUGCACAAACAAGGGAGGAUUAAAGCAAAACGAAUCUAAACAGACAAAUGGAAUUAGAGUGAUGGGUGUCGGUGGGCUGGUUCACAGUGAUAAACAUAAUGAUGCUCUGUGAGUGUGUGUGCGCGAGGCUGUGUGUGUUCCUGUGUCUAGAGGAUUAUCAGUGGUUAGGUGUGUGCUGUGUGCGGCUCGGUGCUGCUGCUGGGCGUCUUUGUGUGUCUGUCUGUUUUUGUAAUUAUGUGUUUGUCUAUUAACUCAGCCUCUACGUGUGUGUGUGUGUGAUAUAUAAAUGUGUUAUUUCAUAUUCACAAACACAAAUCUCUGCCCUUUUGCAUGUGUUUGAAUAUAUAAAUGUGUACUUCUUAGUCAGGGUCUCGCCUCCUUUUGACUUUUCUAAUGUCUGGCUGUUAUUGCAAAUCAUCUGUGAAAUAUUAUGGUCUCAUGCUAACUGUGUGUAAAUGUUUGUGCGUGUGCACUUGUUUUCCUGUGUGUGUGUGUGUGUGUGUGUGUGUGUGUGUGUGUGUGUGUGUGUGUGUGUGUGUGUGUGUGUGUGUGUGCAGAAGGUCAGGGGUUUGGAGGAGCCAGCAGGGGGGCAGUGAUCAACAAUCUGGGUCUCCCCUGCCGAGGGGCUGUGGGAUUAGGGCUAAACCCUGCCCUGCCAGAUGGGCACAACACAUCCCCAACAUCGCACACCAGCACCGUCCUCCAGUGGAAACUGGAACCAAGGUUUGACACUGGCAUAUUUGCUUGUAGCAGCCACGUCGUCGAGCGUGUCCUUCUAGAAGCUGGCGAGGCGACGGCAGACGAGAUGACUGAGAUGAGGAACUCUUCAAAGUGUCAGCUAGUGGACAGUACGGCCAGUCAGCAGCCACCACCGCCUCCCCCGUCGCAGCCAGAACCGGUCGGUACCUCGCUUCAUUUUCCCCGCCGCCCCGUGGGUCAGGAUCCCCACGGCCCCGACUGAACUCACCCCGACCCGACCUCGCUGACCCGGCCGACCCGACCCGGCCGCUCCCGCCGCGACGGAGCGCCGCUCUGCGCCGGAGUUCAUAAAUCACACAGCAGCGGAGCCGCCGCAGCUGAAGAGGAGGUGUGAGCAGCUCCUCAAGGCCGACUGCAGAUGGACUCAGAAGGAACAAUCAACAGGCAGUGGAUUCAGUGGACAGGAAAUGGAGAAUGAGCUGUUUCAGCUCACUCAAGCAGUGAGGUCACAGCAUCUUUGGAGCCACUAAAGGAUCCACAAUCACCGUGUGUUGAGAUCAGUGGAGGGGAGCAAGAGUGGAAGCUCUCAGCAGCCGAGAGUCUUUUCCCAGUAUGGCUAACCCUUGAUUUUCACUACACCACCGUGUGCUUGGAAAGUCUCGUCUCUCUUUGUGAUGCCGGCGACUUAACCAGUAGCAACGCUGCUCAAAAAAGGUUAGAAAUCUAUUAAAAUCACAGCAGAGAGUCUGAUGCGAGGGGGGGCUCACAAAUUGCAUACAAUACAACAGAUCACAGUUUCGAAGGCUAGCACAGAUAAAAAAGAACACAUAUGUACCAUUUAUAUAAGACACACACUGAUUGUCUCUUAGAAACUACAUAUUGAUUCCUUAUAAACACUUUUUUCUUAAAUAAAGUAGUGCAUCCAUGUCCACACACCGUCCUCGUGUCCCUCUGCCUGCAGCUCGGCAAAGUUGUGGAAGAAUCUCCGUCCCCAGCGCUUCGCCGGGAGCGUGAGCGUGAGUUUUGUUCUCUGAUAAACCUAUUUCCGUGGCUGUGUUGUACUUUUCUUUCAGAGUCCCGUCUGUCUCGUGCUCAACAGGUGCUUUUGCGCGUUAGCGGCACGCGCUGACAGACAUGGAUGAGGGGCUACAACCUGUGGACGAACACAACAAAAAUCAUUGCCAGUGCUAAAAUAAAUUAAACGUCGCCUCUAGGAGGACCGGGACCACCGGGACCACCGGGACCACCGGGACCACCGGGACCACCGUCCAACAGACGCGGGCCCCCGGGAGCCCCGCCCGGCCGGGCCCGGCUCGUGUUACGCAGUCUUUACUGAGGGAUGGCAGCGGCGUGUCCAAUGCGCUCGUCACUGUUUGUGCACUUUUAUUUGACAGCUUCUGUUCACAGGACCUGGAAUUUCCACGAGGACGUUUGAUCCUUAUAAUCCAAGCAAUCGGCAUUGAAGUUCAGCUUCCACGACGCCGCCUGGUCCUUAUAAUCCAAGCAGUCUGCUGUGGAGUUGAAGCUGAGGCCGGACGACCCGUAGCCCUGGGUGGACAGCGACGCCGGGGACUGGUUCAGAUGGCUCGUGACCGCGUUUGUGCUCAUUGGGCUCAGUGUCGAGCCGGGGCCCGACAACUGAUGGUGCAUGGGAGUGAG
Messenger RNA from Betta splendens (Siamese fighting fish), 9428 nucleotides. It is a transcript of the gene tmem260, whose product is annotated as transmembrane protein 260. Bases 907 to 2601 code for a protein of 564 amino acids. Lineage: Eukaryota; Metazoa; Chordata; Actinopteri; Anabantiformes; Osphronemidae. The record is from RefSeq and is a predicted model, not a curated record. The transcript is spliced from 20 exons.